AUGGCCCGUAAGAAGAUUAUCAUUGAUACCGAUCCCGGCAUUGACGACAUCCUCGCUCUACUGCUGGCGCUCUCCGCCCAGCCAGAAGAGGUGGAAUUGCUGCUCAUCUCGUUGACCUUUGGAAAUAUUGAAGUGAAGAGUUGUCUCCGCAAUGUGGUCUCUAUGUUCCACACUCUCGAGCGUGAGAUGGAGUGGCGUCGCGCAAAGGGCCGUCUCGAAGGCUUUGGCACGAUGCGUGCAUACCGCCCUGUCGUUGCGGUAGGCGCCGAGGACCCGCUUGAGGAUCAGAAGAUGCUGGCUGAUUACUUUCAUGGAACCGAUGGCCUCGGUGGAAUUCACGCCACUCACCCGCACUUCACACCUAGUCACGCGUGGGAACAUCUGUUCGACCCGGCCGUGGAUUUCGAUGGCAUCAAGACCGUGCAGACAGGCGCUGGUCCCGAUGACCAUUCUUUCAUUCCGUCGAAACUGCCUGCCCACAAGGAAAUCCUGCGGGUAUUACGUGAAAAUGAACCUGACACGGUGACCCUGGUUGCCGUUGGUCCUCUCACGAACCUGGCGUUGGCCUCGGCUGAAGACCCAGAGACCUUCUUGCGUGUGAAGGAAGUGGUCGUGAUGGGUGGAGCUGUGGAUAAGCCUGGAAAUGUCACCCCGGUUGGCGAGUUUAACGCCUAUGCUGACGCCUUUGCCGCGGCUCGAGUGUUUGCCCUGACAUCCCCCAACCCGAACUCAACCCUGCCGCCUUCCCAGAGCUCACUGCUCCCGCCGUAUCCCGAUAAACUCAGCCGGCAACUGACCCUCCGUCUCUUUCCCUUGGACAUCACAUUGCGCCACAAUCUGUCCCGUGGCCAAUUCCGAGCCGCCAUCACUCCCCUUCUCGAGAGCGGCUCUCCACUCGCAGAGUGGGUCUCAGCCUUUAUGGCACACACAUUCAAGACUCUGGAACGGCUGCAUCCUGGGCAUGUUGGCGACGAUGCCCAGCUGAGCCUGCAUGAUCCUGUCUGUGUCUGGUACGCCCUGACCGCCGAGGACCCUCACUGGGCUCCCUCCGCGACAUCACCAGAAGACAUCCGGAUUGAAACUACGGGCCAGUGGACUCGUGGUAUGUGUGUGGUUGACCGUCGUAGCCGUCAUCGCAUUGAGGGCGAUGAAGAGACUUCCAGUGACCACGGCCUUUGGUUGAGCCGUCGCGCUGGCAACCGUAUCUAUCGGAUGGAUCAGUCACCGGCAGAGCACACGUUUGGGCAGAUCAUCAUUGAGAAACUGUUCGGCUAG
Penicillium macrosclerotiorum is the source of this 1275-nucleotide messenger RNA. RefSeq names its product putative nucleoside hydrolase. Gene Ontology annotation, biological process: purine nucleoside catabolic process. The transcript is spliced from 6 exons. Lineage: Eukaryota; Fungi; Ascomycota; Eurotiomycetes; Eurotiales; Aspergillaceae. Gene Ontology annotation, molecular function: purine nucleosidase activity. Gene Ontology annotation, cellular component: cytosol. Bases 1 to 1275 code for a protein of 424 amino acids. The record is from RefSeq and is a predicted model, not a curated record.